ACAAACACUGACAGGCGGAGGCACAAAGAGUGAGAAAGAGGGAGCUUGCAGCACCUGAGAGGCAGCAGCAGCAGCAGCUUAAUUAGCAUCAGGAGGAGAUUCGGUCACAGGCAGCCACACCAGGACUCCUGUAGAUAAACUGCUGUUACCGGUUGUGGAGCAGCACGGGCAGGCUACAGCGGAGGAGGAGAACAAGGCUGGAGCCAAAGCUUGCACGAGAGGAUGAGAAGCAUUGCUGCCACCUGACUCAUACUAAGAGUCAGCCUCAGCACCUGCAGCGGCAGACUGAGCACUCCAGCUAUUAAGGAGACUGGGGCAGACAGGGAGAGAGCUGCUGAGAUUAUGCGCUGGGCAGAGAGCUCCUGUGGAUUCCCCAUCUUUGGCAGCAGCAGCAGCAACAGCAGAAGGAUCAGGAGCUGUGGCUCUACAGACAGCAGAAGAGCUAGCUGGAGCUGCAGCAAAACAAGGAGCUCUGACUCCAAAGCCAUUUAUUUAUCAAGAAACGAAGGUAGCAUUUACAGCCAAGGUGUAACAGAAACCAGCUGUCGAUGUAGCCACAGUGUUGAAUGUACCUGUAGCCGGAGCAGUGACAGUAACUACAGACCUGGUGCAAAGGUGCUCACAGCAGUGCAAUUAGGUGUAGUUGUAGCAGUAGCAGGGGGGAGCAGUGGCUCAGGACACUGAAUGACCAGUGUGGCUGAUGAAGGCCACCUGGAUCCGCUUGCUGAAACGAGCCAAGGGAGGUCGCGUCAAGAGCUCCGAUGCCUGUGGUUCGGCCGACUCCUACACCAGCCGUCCAUCAGAUUCCGAUGUGUCCCUGGAGGAGGAUAAGGAGGCAGUGCGCAGAGAGGCAGAGCGACAGGCUCAGGCACAGCUCGACAAAGCCAAGACCAAACCAGUUGCAUUUGCUGUUCGCACAAAUGUCAACUACAGCCCGAGUCACGAUGAUGAUGUCCCUGUGCCAGGCAUGGCCAUCUCCUUUGAGGCUAAAGACUUCCUCCAUGUCAAAGAGAAAUUCAACAAUGACUGGUGGAUAGGACGUCUGGUGAAGGAAGGCUGUGAAAUUGGUUUCAUCCCCAGUCCAGUGAAGCUAGAAAACACUCGUAUCCUCCAGGAGCAGAGAGCCAAACAGGGCAAGUUCCACUCCAGUAAAUUGGGAGCAAACUCAUCUUCUAGUUUAGGUGAAGUGGUUCCUAACUCACGGAAAUCUACUCCUCCUUCGUCUGCCAUUGACAUAGACGCCACAGGCUUAGACCCCGAGGAAAAUGAGCUUCCUGUCAACCUGCGCUCCCCUAAAGCCAGUCCAAACACUGUCAUGUCACCCCUAGCAAAAGAGAAACGAAUGCCCUUCUUUAAGAAGACGGAACACAUUCCUCCGUACGACGUAGUGCCUUCCAUGCGGCCCGUGGUUCUGGUUGGACCGUCACUGAAGGGCUACGAGGUGACUGACAUGAUGCAAAAAGCACUGUUUGACUUUUUGAAACACAGAUUUGAGGGAAGAAUAUCAAUCACUCGCGUCACGGCAGACAUCUCUCUUGCCAAGCGCUCAGUCCUGAACAAUCCCAGCAAGCACGCCAUCAUUGAACGCUCCAACACACGCUCAAACUUGGCUGAAGUCCAGAGUGAGAUUGAGCGGAUUUUUGAACUGGCCCGGACGUUACAGCUGGUGGUUCUGGACGCAGACACCAUCAACCACCCGUCACAGCUGGGGAAGACUUCCCUCGCCCCCAUCAUUGUCUAUGUCAAGAUCACCUCCCCCAAGGUGCUGCAGCGGCUCAUCAAGUCCAGAGGCAAGUCUCAGGCCAAACACCUCAAUGUCCAGAUGGUGGCAGCCGACAAGCUGGCUCAGUGCCCUCCUGAGAUGUUUGACAUCAUCCUCGAUGAGAAUCAGCUGGAGGAUGCAUGUGAGCACAUGGCUGAUUACCUGGAGGCCUACUGGAAAAGCACUCACCCCACCGGCUGCAACCCCCCCAACCCACUGCUAACGAAGCUGCCCACAGCCACCCUGCCCUCCAGCGCAACCCCAGCCUCCGGUGUACAGGGCAGCAGUGCAGAGCAGAAGGGAGAUAAAGCGUUAGUGGAGCGAAAGGGCUCCAGAGAUGAUCACCAGCACCAUCAUCAUCACCACCACCACCACCACCAGAGCCAGGACCAGGCUGAUGCCGAUGCAGAGGCUGAGGGGGAGGGCAAUGAGGAAGACAGGCCCCUGAGGACAGAGUCCUCCAGGAGAGCCCAGCACAUCCACCACCGUUCGUCUUCCACCAGGACUGAGCACCACAACCACCACCACCACCACCACCACCACCACAGCAGCCGGGCUAGGGGCCUCUCCCGGCAGGAGACUUUGGACUCUGAGACCCCCGAGAGCCGAGAAAGCAGAGAGAGCCGAGAAAGCAAGGACUCGGCUUAUAUUGAGCCGCGCACUAGGCUCCUCCACCAGGAAGAGGAGGAAGAGGAGGAGGAAGAGGAGGAGGAGGAGGAGGAGGAAGAUCUAGGGGAGGGGCAUCCCCAGCAGCAACAGCGUUACGAGCCGCUGCCCCACCGGGACCACAACCACCAUCACCACCACCACCACCGCGGUGGGGCUGACGAGGCCGGCCACAGCACAGGACACCACCGCUCCAAAGAGCGCGAACAGGACCAUAAUGAACGUAACAAGCAGCGCUCUCACCACCACCACAGGCCAGCACGUGACCACCACCAUCACUACUACGACCGGGACAGAGACAGGGACCGAGAGGGGGAGGUGGUUCCCAAAAAGAGGGGUGAUGGAGGAGAAUGGGUCAGAGACUCUUACAUCCACCAGUGACAGACCAAAUCCCUCCUGAAGCUCGUUUGGACUCUCCUCUUAAAGACCAUUCUGUUCUCCCAUUGUGCUGCUAUACCCUGGAACCACAGCAUCCUAUUUAUGUACACUUCCUUUGUAAAUGCUGUUGCAUCUUUUUCAAUGGCAGGAUUUUGAUUACAUAGAUACAAAUAUAAAUAUAUAAAUAUAUGUAUGUGUGUAUCUAUGCAUAGACGUUGUUUAUGUGUGGAUAUGCAUGAGUCUCAAAUAUGCAUAUUUUAAACCUGUGUUUGAUAAAGCAUGACACAAAAGCAGAAUUUUUUUUCUGUACUGAGUUGUGCUUUCUGUGAUUAGCAUUUUUUAUUUUGUUUUUAUUAUUAUUGUUUUUUUUGCUUGCUACCACUUGAAUAAUAUGUUCCUUCAGACUACUGCUAGGGUUGACUGCAAGAGUUGAUAAACCAAGUUAGUUUGAUGCUGUAUUUGCAAAGGUCUUUAAAAGAAUUGUUUGGCAAUUUGGGAAGUACACUAAUUAAAAAAAUAAAUAAAACCAAUGCAGUCUAAUACAACAGCCCUGCAAUAAAUCCUACCUUCAUGAAGGUUAUAAUGUUCAGUUUUUUGUUUUCUUUUAAGCUGUUUUAAAGAGGUGUUGAUUCAACUCUUGGGAUUUUGGAGGCAGCCGUUUGUGGUGGUGUUGGGUUGCAUUGUGUUACACUGACAGGUGUUUCUCUUAUUUUGUCCGCUCAUGUAUAUCAUUGAGAGCUGGCUAAAAAACAGAAACAUCUCUCUGUAUAUGCUCUGUAUAUACAGCUGAUUCAACACCUCUCUCUUAUUGCAGAAUCAUUCAUUUUAAACUGCAUUAGUUUUAGCUGGGUGUACCUAAUAAACUGGCAACCGAGUUUAAAUGAGAAGAUCAAUACCACUCAUAUUUGUAGGGUAAAAAUGAAGCAAAAUCUGGCAGCCUGUUAGCUUAGCUUAGUCUGUAAACAGGGGAAACGGCUAGUCUGACUCUGUCUGUAAGGGAAAAAAAGCCUACCAGCACCUCUAAAGCUCACUAAUUGACACUUUAUAACUUACUUGUUUCGUCUGUACAAAAAAAGAGUCUAAAAAGGAUGAGCUGUGAUUUUACAGCAGGGCUUCACUUUUGCUAACUUCAGCUAACUUAAGCUAACCAGCUGCUGGCUGUAGCAGUGGAUCCUAGAGUGGUAUCGAUCUUCAGCAACAAAGCUUGUAAAUGUAUUUCCCAAAGUGUCAUACUACAACAUUAAUUUUAUGUUGAUCAUUUAUUGCUUAGUUUUUUUUUUUUAAUUCUGCCUCCCCUGGUUUUAGACAUUUGGUUCUAACAUAUUUAUGCCUCCUUCGAGGUGCACCUUAGUCAUGCCUUACAAGACAAACGAGUUCUACAGUAACUUCCUCUCUUACAUGCAGUACUGUUCUCUUUGUAUGGGUCCAGAAACAUUUUAUAACACUGAAACACCCUUUUCUCCUGCACUUUUACUGGUUCACAUUGGUUUCGUGUAAAAGCAAUUUGAUAUGACAUUGCAACUUACUGUAGGUGUACUACCAAAACUCCAUGAAGGUUCAUCUUUUAUUAAGUCUGAUCUCUUUUCUAAUGAAUGUUGUUUAACUCCCACUUUAAUACCCAUUUCACAGUAUACAAGAAUGUUCAUUGUAGGAUAUUUCUUUAGUAUGUUCCUCACUAAAAAAAGAUAAGACACAUUUGCAAAACAAAUUCAAACUAUAUCAAUUGUUAACCAGAGGAAGAUGGUUAAGUUUUCAGUAUUUUUGCCAUUUUCUCACUCGCCUGACUAAUGCAAAGGAUCUAUUUAAGGCAGAGUGAUGGUGUUUGAUGGUUUAAGAGGGUCCAACACCUGAACUUUAAGCUCAAUAAAGAAUCGAGGACGUUAAUCUCAUAUUUUCACAGAUAUCAUGUAUGAAUUCAUGAUACAGUAAAUCUGAAUUGAGCCAAAUUGGAGUCCAAGCCCCUCUGUUUACAAAACCACCAACCCCUUCCCCUCACUUUCUUUGGUUUUGCCUGACAAUUGUAAUUAUAAAAACUCCAUUUAUAUGCUACACUGGUAGCACUACAGAAUUUUUUUUAACAGUGUACAGGUGUAUGUACAUAAUGCAUAAAUAUAAAGAAUAAAGUUGGCAACAAAGGACUGCCAAGGGGGGAGAGGAA
Xiphias gladius (swordfish) is the source of this 4964-nucleotide messenger RNA. It is a transcript of the gene cacnb2a, whose product is annotated as calcium channel, voltage-dependent, beta 2a. The record is from RefSeq and is a predicted model, not a curated record. Gene Ontology annotation, molecular function: high voltage-gated calcium channel activity; protein binding. The transcript is spliced from 13 exons. Gene Ontology annotation, biological process: calcium ion transmembrane transport; chemical synaptic transmission; neuromuscular junction development. Gene Ontology annotation, cellular component: voltage-gated calcium channel complex. NCBI's taxonomy places the organism in Eukaryota, Metazoa, Chordata, Actinopteri, Istiophoriformes, Xiphiidae. Bases 701 to 2809 code for a protein of 702 amino acids.